This is a messenger RNA of Mesorhabditis spiculigera, 345 nucleotides long. NCBI's taxonomy places the organism in Eukaryota, Metazoa, Nematoda, Chromadorea, Rhabditida, Rhabditidae. The record is from the annotation of a GenBank genome assembly.
AUGCCGAAGGGAUCUGUAUUCUCGAUUCCUGUCUACAAUAUUCAUCACGAUCCACUAUUCUAUGAAGAGCCGGAGGAGUUUAGACCCGAAAGGUGGGACCCGGAAGAAAAAGCAAAGCGAGACCCGCUCACCUUCCUCCCAUUCGGCCAUGGCCCGAGGAAUUGCGUUGGAAUGCGUGUGGGUCAAUUCCAAAUGCGUUCCGCCCUCGUCCACCUCAUUCGACGAUUCGAGUUUUCGAUUGCCGACGGAUCGCCAAAUUCGCUGCCCCUCCGCAUCGACACCCGUGGCUCGUUCCGGACGGAAGACGUGCUAUUUGUUGAUGUUCAACAACUCCCAGUCGAAGAA